This is a messenger RNA of Diversispora eburnea, 606 nucleotides long. The record is from the annotation of a GenBank genome assembly. NCBI's taxonomy places the organism in Eukaryota, Fungi, Glomeromycota, Glomeromycetes, Diversisporales, Diversisporaceae.
AUCCUGAAGUAAUAGAAGAAGAUAAAGAAUCAGUGGUAUCAUAUGAAACGGAUAAUAGUUUCCACCCAGACUGGAGACAAGAUUUCAAUGCAAAAAAAUUCAAAAUUUGGACUUACGCUGAAAAAAUCCCUGAAAAAUUGAUGGGUGAAAAAAUUGAGUUUGUAAAAAAAGCCAUUAGAGCAAAAACUGAAUUAACCCUAGUCAGAGUAGAGAACAAUAGAAAAGACAAAAUGAUCUCUGUAUUGUUUGACAACAAAGAAAAUAUACAAGCUGCACUGGAAGAAUGUGGUAAUGGGCAAUCGUUAUCUUUAAUAACUAAAGAACUUCUUAAUCAAUGGAGCAUAAUUAUUGGUGAAGACUUAUUCCGUAUCACACCAACUGAUUGUAAUUAUGAUAAUCUCAUGUCACGUGGUAAAUUUGCUGCAAGGAUAAUCAAUCUACCCUUUGGUAUCACAGCGAAAGAGAUUAUUCCUAAUAUCAAAACGAUUGGUGCUCUUACUUGCUAUAUCCCUAGGUCUUGUAAUUAUAGACAUAGAAAUGAGACAAUUAUAUCAUUUGUAAGUGAAGAAGUACUAGAAACGACAUUUGAUAAAGAGUGGAAGGCAA